Messenger RNA from Hymenoscyphus albidus, 1687 nucleotides. The record is from the annotation of a GenBank genome assembly. Lineage: Eukaryota; Fungi; Ascomycota; Leotiomycetes; Helotiales; Helotiaceae.
CCCAUCCAAUUACAAUGGCUCGUGGACAGCAAAGCGGGGAAUCUUUCCGAAAUUCUAUUCUCCAUAAAUGCAGCCAAAACACAGCAUGAAGAACGGAAGAAUGGUUCUGUUAUGCGAAAGUCUUUAACGAAUCUUGCGGAAAAGAUACAUCACUAUGGUAGUAUAAUGGACGUAUUAGUCCAACAUCACCCGGAGUAUGCUUCGCUAGCAUGGGGUGUUAUGAAAGUUUUGUUUGUGGUAUGUUGAGCAUAUAGUUGAUCUUGGAGAUUUUCAAGUGACUGAUGAUUAUACUACUAUCGCUUAGGGUGUUGUAAACCACGAAAAACUAUUGUCCCUGCUUUCACAGGGAUUAUGCUAAAUCUCUGAUGUCCUUCCCAGGCUGGAGUUGACUGUGCAACUAUUCCCCAAUAGAGCUAUAAGGGCUGAUGUUGUCUCUACGUAUGCAUACAUUCUCAAAUUCCUCAUUAGAGCUCUGCGCUGGUUCAAGGAAAGUAGAUUAUCACAUGCCAUACACUCUAUCACCCGACCCUCUGAGCUCCGUUACGAUGAUCUCAUCGAAAAGAUCCAAUAUUUGUCUCGGAACAUUGCCGAGCUAGCUGCAGCGAGCAGUCAAGCAGAGCUGCGUAAUAUGCAUAUCUUGCAACAGAAAUUUAUAUCUAAUCAGGUUGGAUUUCAAAAUGAGCAACGUCAAUUCCAAGCCACUCAGAUGGAGUUUAGCACUGAAAUACGGAACGAGCUCCUCGGACGAGAUUCCGUCGAAAGCAAACUCAAUUUCCUCAGCAAUGCAAUGGUAGAGCUACGGGAAUUGAUGGUCGCUCAACAAGUCUUGCACUCUUCUGCUGAAAUCACCAUUAAGCAUGAAGUUCCACAGGCCCAACUCGCAGAAAUCCUCCCCAUUUUAAUUAGCAGCAACAACAGGUCGCUACCAGACCCUGAAGCAGUCUUUCAAUCCUCGCUUAUACUCAGGAACCAACGCCGUCGACGCAAAGCUACCAGUGGUCCCCCCUUCUGGCUCCAACCAAAAAUACAAUCAUGGAAUCAGUCGCAAACAUCAUCGCUCAUCAUGGUAAAGGGGACACGAAAAUCUCGCUUCCAUCUCAAAAACUUCCUCACCGACUCAAUAUCACAACUUCUGGAUCGAAGUAUACCAGUAAUUUGGACGAUAACAGCAGGCCUCAGAUAUCACGAUGAUACUCUGCACUUUACUACCAUUGAUCUUUUAAAGUGUGUCAUCUCCCAAGCAAUCACGCUCAACCCAUCACUCCACAACGAUGCCUUCCUCUCCCAGCACAUUGAACGCGAUUGUGAUGCAGUCCGUGAAGCCGAUUACUUUGAUAUUCUCGCUUCGAUCGUGCAAUCAAUACCGCUGCUAUACAUCUUUAUGGAUAUUGAACUCAUCUCUUUCUCACCCGCUCAUUCUGAGGCAGCAGACUUCACGAUCCCGAAAAACUUCCUAGAAUUGUUCUCGGAAUUAAAGAGAAGGGGGAUCAAUACCGUGAUCAAAGUUAAUUUCGUGAGUUAUGGAUCUUCCGUAUUUGUGGAAUUGCCCCGUAUUGAGGAAAGACAACUUGUUGUACCUUUGGCAAAUACUUCAAAGAAAGCCACUAAGAGACUCGCAACACGGAAUAAAAAUAGCAUAGGGGGGCGGUUAGGCAAAAGAGGGGGAUCUAUGGUUUUUGUGGGCUGA